AUGGGAUUCUGCUGUGGGCCUUCGGAUGUCAAGGUUCUGCUGAAGAACACCUCCUUCUUGUCGUCAACGUCCUCAUCAUCGUCAUCGCCUGCUAAAGGUUCGGGCGACGGUGGCAAGAAGCAGCACCAGCAAAGGGUGAAGAACGAGCAGGGGAGGGAGAAGAAGAAGAGCAACCUUGACCGGGCUGCCAUGGCGACGCCCCGCCUCCCCUUCCAUUCACGGCCCGGUCUCAUGUAA
Triticum turgidum subsp. durum (durum wheat) is the source of this 237-nucleotide messenger RNA. The record is from the annotation of a GenBank genome assembly. Lineage: Eukaryota; Viridiplantae; Streptophyta; Magnoliopsida; Poales; Poaceae.